AUGACUCAUUCAUGUGUGAUGCAUGUGGUACAGAGGGAAAUUAUAUUUCCUGUAUCUGUUCUUCCUAGUAACAUUAUGAUCCAUGAAAAAUGCAUUUCAUUGCCACGCAUCAUCAAAAUCACACGUCAUCACCAUUAUAUGAUUCACAAUUAUUUCUUUCAAGGAAAAGAACAUAAAAAACAUGAUUGUGGAGUUUAUCUUUGUGAAGUGAAAGCAAAGUACGGGAGGUACAAUUGUUUGAAGCAAGAUUGCGAUUUUGUUGCCCAUGUGAAUUGUGCAAUGGAGAUGUAUGUUAAAAUUGAUCAAGUAAAUGAUCAAGAUGAGGGGUCUAUUCAAACUUUAGCUACAAAUUCUUCAAUCACUUGUGUUAUUGAAAGGAACGAACAUGGAGAAGCCAUGAAGGUGAAACAUUUCAACCAUGAACAUGACUUAACAUUAGGCAAAAUGAUCAAGGAAGACGAUGUUAAAGGUUGUGAUGGGUGCAUGCUAUCCAUCUCAACUUGUGUUGAAUUACCAAGAAAAACGCGUCUUUGGUUUCAUCAAUCUCUCACCACCCUCAUCAAUUCAUCGGACAUUUUCAAAUGUUACCAGUGUAAACGCCUCUGCAGUGGUUCGCUUACAAAAGGUAAAUGCAAUGCUUGUGGUGCCAGACUUGAAGAUGGUGCAUACAAAUGUAAAGAUAAAGAUUGCACUUUCGCUUUGCAUUUUGCACGCCUGACACUACCACGAGUAACUUGGCAUACAUGUGAUAAACACAUGUUGAAUCUUAAGUUUCAUGACGAGAAUCAUGAUCCAGAACAAUAUGACUGCGAUAUAUGUGAAGUAAAAAGGGAUCCAAACCAUUGGUUUUAUCAUUGUGUAAUUUGUGAUAAUUCUGCUCAUCCAAAUGUGCUCUUAGAAAAUAUCCAUUUAUUAGGAUGA
Messenger RNA from Durio zibethinus, 921 nucleotides. The record is from RefSeq and is a predicted model, not a curated record. Lineage: Eukaryota; Viridiplantae; Streptophyta; Magnoliopsida; Malvales; Malvaceae.